AUGGGGACCUCUGCCCAGGAAUCGCCUAUCUGGAAGCAAAUCGACGACGCCGAGUACUAUCUAGUCAGUGGAUCGUUCGAGCAGGCGAUGUUGGCUGCUUUAUCCGUCGCUGAUCAAAUACGCACGGCCUCUUUGGAGAGCGCAUGCGACCAGGACGAGCUCCUGGAGAUGCUUGAAUCGGCUGGGAUGGUACUUGUGCAGGCACUAAAAGAACUCAGGAGGACCCCUGAGAUGUUUGUUCAGCUUAAGACGAUGUUUGGUUCAGUGCCAUCAGUACCUGCUAGAGUUUUCCUUACAGGAGCUACCAUUCAAAUGGCAGCAGGAUAUGUAUCUGACCUCAGACCAAUCUUUGAGGAAUACCUUGCCAAUUGGAGAUAUACAAAUGAUGAGGUUUAUGUUUUGGAUGGAGGGCAUGACAGCGCUUCAAAUGGUUUUGUUGUUACAUCUGUUAUGUCAACUGGGCAGUAUUUUCAGGUGGCAGAAUUGUAUACAGUAACAUUCCUCUGUAUUGUCUCUCAAGAUAGUGAAACUGCUAUCUCAUGGGCAGAAAAAGCUGAUCUGACUGAGCAAAGACGACAGGGCCUACUAAAAAAGCUUCAUGCAAUACGAUUAGCUUCAAAGAUAGCCCCUGUGUGCGAUGGGGUCAAAAAGGUCCUAGUGAAGUCCGCUCAAUCAUCCCAGCAUGUUGCAAAUCAAUUUGAUCCGUUGUUCUGGUGGUUUCAUUCGAUUCGCCUGAAGUUUGGAAAAAUACAUAUUGUUCUACCAAGCGGUAAGUUAAUGUUUCUGUUCACGCUGCUGUUCUCAGCCGUGUACGUGCUCCGAAGGAAAACUGCUGGCUUGAAGAGGACUGUGUUCCAGCAAGCUUCUUCUCUACGACGAGCAUUCGUUGAUGCACUUCAGCUUGCGUUCUGUGUCCAGAUGAACCCUCUAGCUGCUGUCCAACAAGUGCCACAAGCCCCUCGAGGAAGCUGGUUAUGA
Miscanthus lutarioriparius is the source of this 978-nucleotide messenger RNA. The record is from the annotation of a GenBank genome assembly. Lineage: Eukaryota; Viridiplantae; Streptophyta; Magnoliopsida; Poales; Poaceae.